CAGUACAGGUUCAACCCGGCCGCUCGCCUGGUGGGCAGUCAGGUGAUGCACGACAAGAGGCGACAUUCAUCACGGCUGCAUUUUUUUUCCAUCCAGCCGUGCGGCCGCAAUGAUUCCUCCCCGUCUCCCCCUCGCCCUCCGAAAGCGAAGUGAGCUUCUGCAGAUAAGGAAGGAGGCCGACAUUAUCGCAACACGCCACCUCAUCUAAUCGAGGCGAGAGACAGGGGAGGAGGAGGAAAACGGAAGAAAUCUUCAUCAAGCAACAGGAAGCGAGAGCGUGCGAUUUCUUUUUUCUUCCUUUCCGGUGACGCCAGGUGAAUCACCAGCCGGCCGGUGCGCCAAAGGCUAGGGUUCCGCGGGGCGCGGGUGCGGGCUCGACUUUCGUAGCCUCGCCGCCGGCGCGCGGGAACCGGAUGCUGCUAAGCUGCGGGUCGCUCUCCUCCUGGGUGCGCCGCUUCGUCGCCUGCGUUGGGUACGCCACCUCUGUCCCGCCCUCUACUACGCGCGGUCAGUUGAUUGCUGGGCUUGUCUGCUUCCUGCUGCUCCGAUGUGAUUGGCCGUGGAUGGGGCCAUGGGGGUUUAGCUGUAUCAACGCGAUUGGCUCUGCGCUCCAUCCCUUGGUGAAAUCUGUUCCUGGUUGUUUUGGUUGUGCCCAGCCUACUCCGAUAAUAGCUGUUGAUGAGCCCACAAAAGGUUUAAGAAUUCAAGGGCGCUCAGUAAAAAGACACAAUUUAUCUGACGACUUUUGGAGUUCAAGCCCGCACGAAAUGGAGAACAGUGCCUUGCAAUCCCGACACAGUAUGUCCUCAAUCAGCACUGCUGCACAACCUAAUGAUCAGCAUGCUUCUGGAAGUAGCAGCUCCCCAAAUGAAUUUGUAAAUCAAGGUCUUCUACUAUGGCACCAGACUAGACAGCAGUGGAUUGGAAAACGAAGACAUAAUUCUCAGGGUCAACAAAGUCAAGGACCAAAAAUAAGUUGUAAUGCUACAUACGAGAGCCUGCUCGGGAGCUCGAAACCAUUUCCACAACCGAUCCCUCUUGGUGAAAUGGUGGGUUUCCUCGUGAUCAGCUGGGAGCAGGAAGGCCUAUACGAUUAGAGUUGGUUAUUGGAAGUGUGCUGUUUCAAGUCAUGAAUCGCUGAAAUGUACGCAACUUCUAGGCUGCGAAAGCUUGUGACCUCAUGGAUGUGGACUGUCUCGGAGACAGGAUGACAUCCCUCUUAUGCAAAUGUAAAAUAUUCUUUGUUAUUUUAUUACUAGUAAUUGUGUUUACAGCGUUCAGUGUAGGAGUUCAUUGUUUUAUACUGAGUACAGUUCUCUCACGUUAGCUCGCGUAAAAGAAAUCAGAACGUCUGCAGGGAUGCCAGGGAACUAGAUACUGGGAGCUGCCUUGAGCCUGAUGGCCAAAAUCGGGUCCAGUCCAGCCGAUGUUUUUAGCUGUCAUAUGACUUGAGCAAGCAUUUUACCUUACUUUUGUUUGCCAAACGUAAACAUUGGCAUGUCAGAUUCUUUUUUAAGCUUCUCGUCUGAGUACAAAACCAAGAGAUGACAGAUUA
This is a messenger RNA of Zea mays, 1555 nucleotides long. RefSeq lists its product as uncharacterized. The transcript is spliced from 5 exons. Bases 414 to 1097 code for a protein of 227 amino acids. Lineage: Eukaryota; Viridiplantae; Streptophyta; Magnoliopsida; Poales; Poaceae. The record is from RefSeq and is a predicted model, not a curated record.